This is a messenger RNA of Drosophila guanche, 646 nucleotides long. RefSeq names its product selenoprotein F. Gene Ontology annotation, cellular component: endoplasmic reticulum lumen. Bases 96 to 632 code for a protein of 178 amino acids. The transcript is spliced from 3 exons. Gene Ontology annotation, molecular function: oxidoreductase activity. The record is from RefSeq and is a predicted model, not a curated record. Lineage: Eukaryota; Metazoa; Arthropoda; Insecta; Diptera; Drosophilidae.
AAAGGGAGCACUUUAUACCGAUACACCGAUAUCAUCCUGCACAUCGAUAAAUGUAAACAAGACGUGGACAUAAAUAAUUAGAAUUAGCCAUAAUUAUGCAGAAACUUGUGUUUUUUACACUGUUAGCCAUUGGUAGCCAGCAAAUCCAUGCAGAAUUCACGGCAGCAGACUGCCGGGAGCUGGGCUUCAUCAAGGCCCAGCUAAUGUGCUCCAGUUGCGACAAGCUGGAUGACUUUGGCCUGGAGACCCUCAAAACCCCCUGCAAGCAAUGCUGCACUUUGGAUCAGCAACCGGCGGCACAACGCACUUAUGCAAAGGCCAUUCUCGAGGUGUGCACCUGCAAGUUCCGUGCCUAUCCCCAGAUACAGGCGUUCAUCCAGAGCGGGCGGCCAGCCAAGUUCCCCAAUCUCCAGAUCAAGUAUGUGCGUGGACUAGAUCCCGUGGUAAAGCUACUCGAUGCUGCUGGAAAGGUGCAGGAGACUUUGUCCAUAACCAAGUGGAACACGGACACCGUCGAGGAGUUCUUUGAGACGCAUCUGUCCAAGGAUGGCAAGGGCAAGAGCUCGUACAGUGUGGUAGAGGAGGCAGUCGACGACGACGACGAUGAUUAUUUGCUAACAAAUAAAGUUUGAGAUUUUAAUUCCCA